This is a messenger RNA of Megalops cyprinoides (Indo-Pacific tarpon), 2043 nucleotides long. It is a transcript of the gene il1rapl2, whose product is annotated as interleukin 1 receptor accessory protein-like 2. Gene Ontology annotation, biological process: signal transduction. NCBI's taxonomy places the organism in Eukaryota, Metazoa, Chordata, Actinopteri, Elopiformes, Megalopidae. The transcript has 11 exons. The record is from RefSeq and is a predicted model, not a curated record. The coding region runs from base 1 to 2043 and encodes 680 amino acids.
AUGACGAUUGACCGUGAUAUGAUGUACGGGGCUUUUGUGGUCAAGUCGAUUUAUCUAAAACGCCCUACAAUGGACGGUUGUAUCGACUGGUCGGUGGACCUGAAGAAGUACAGAGUGCUGGCGGGCGAGCCGGUCAGAGUGAAGUGCGCCCUCUUCUACAGCUACAUCAGGACCAACUACUCCAUGGCCCAGAGCGCCAAGCUGCGGCUCAUCUGGUACAAGAAUAAGGGUGACUCUGAGGAGCCCAUCAUCUUCUCGGGGCACAGGCUGAGCAAAGAGGACGACUCCAUCUGGUUCCGGUCAGCCGAGAUGGAGGAUAACGGUUUCUACACCUGUGUCCUCAGGAACUCCACGUACUGCAUGAAAGUGUCCAUGUCCCUGACGGUGGAGGAGAGCGACGAUGGCCUGUGCUUCAACAGCAAGAUACGCCACCUGGAGAAGGCCGAGAUCACCAAGAGCAAGAUGAUCACCUGCCCCGACAUCGAUGAUUACCUGGCUCCCUACAAGCAGCCCAUGAUGACAUGGUAUAAGGAGUGUCAGAAGAAGACGUGGCGGAGUUCAAUCAUUGUGAACACCACCAGUGUGUGGAUCCCAGAGGUGGAGGAGGACGAUGGGGGGAACUACACCUGCGAGCUGAAGUACGGCAGCAGAGUGGUGCGGCGGACCACAGAGCUCAAAGUCACAGCUCUCCUCACCACCAGGCCCCCGAAGGUUCUGUUCCCCACAGAGAAGCAGCCCAGUGUUAUAGAUGUCCAGCUAGGCAUGCCUCUCAGCCUGGACUGCAGGGCUUUCUUUGGCUACAGCGGAGAGUCCAGACCCAUCAUCUACUGGAUGAAGGGGGAGAAGUUUGUGGAGGAGCUGGAGGGUCACAUCAAAGAAAGUGAAGUCAGGGUCCUCAGAGAGUACCUGGGGGAGAAGGAGGUGGAGCUGUCCCUGACCUUCGACGCCGUGGAGGAGGGCGACAUGGGCAACUACACCUGCUACGUGGAGAACCACAUCGGCCGCAGACACGCCAGCGCCAUCCUGCAGAAAAGAGACAUGUACAGGCUGGAGCUGGCUGGAGGACUGGGAGCCAUCCUGCUUCUUUUGGGUCUCCUCACUGCCAUCUACAAGUGCUACAACGUGGAGAUCAUGCUCUGCUACCGCAGGCACUUCGGAAGUGACGAGGCAGAGGAUGACAACAAGGAGUAUGAUGCGUAUUUGUCCUACACCAAAGUGGACCUCGAGUCUCUGCACCGUAACACCAGCGAGGAAGAGCAGUUUGCACUGGAGGUCCUUCCGGAUGUUCUUGAGAAACACUACGGGUACAAGCUCUUCAUCCCAGACCGUGACCUCAUCCCCAGCAGCAUCUACAUUGAGGACCUGGCACGGAGCGUGGAGCAGAGUCGCCGGCUCAUCAUCGUGCUGACGCCUGAGUUUGUGGCAAAGCGUGGCUGGAGCAUCUUCCAGCUGGAGACGCGCCUCCACAGCAUGCUGGUGACCGGGGAGAUCAAGGUCAUCAUGAUCGAGUGCGCGGAUCUGAAGAGCGUCAUCAACUACCAGGAGGUGGAGGCCCUCAAGCACACCAUCAAGCUCCUCUCCAUCAUCAAGUGGCGGGGCCCCAAGAGCAACCAGCUCAAGUCCAAAUUCUGGAAGCAGGUUCUAUACGAGAUGCCCGUCAAGAGGAAGGAGACGCUGUCCCGCCGGCAGGUGCUGGACUCCGGCGAGCAGGGCCUGUUCGGCGACCUGCAGACGGUCUCCACCAUCGCCAUGACCACCACCUCCGCCUCGCUGGCGCCCUCCCACGCUGAGAUCCCUGACUUUAAUCAGACCAACCACCCCCAGAUGAGACACUUGUGCCGGAGUUAUGAGUACGAGAUGCCUUCUUCACCGGUGCAGAUAGCCACCCUGGGAAACCGGCACAUGUACUGCAACAUCCCCAUGACCCUUCUCAAUGGACAGGUGGCGCAGAACAACUCCACUGGCAAGAGCAAGCCAGAGAUCCACUUGAACAGCACGUUCGUCCCGCUGUCCGGGCGGGAGCUCACCAGCGACAUCUGGUAG